Molecule: messenger RNA, 924 nt
Organism: Suhomyces tanzawaensis NRRL Y-17324
Lineage: Eukaryota; Fungi; Ascomycota; Pichiomycetes; Serinales; Debaryomycetaceae
Exons: 3
Coding region: 1-924 (307 amino acids)
Biological process (GO): meiotic cell cycle; positive regulation of transcription by RNA polymerase II
Cellular component (GO): nuclear chromosome
Molecular function (GO): DNA-binding transcription factor activity; DNA binding
Source: RefSeq, a predicted model, not a curated record
AUGCGCAUUUGUGGCCGAUUGCAAAUUAAACGCCUGGCAAUCACUCUUCAAGAAAUUGCUCCCCGAUCGGCCAAUCAGUUCAAAGUCGGGCCACCAUUCGAGUCGACCACUUUAUUAAAACCCAUUAUACUGAGCCCAUCACUCAAAAAGGUGCAUCCAUUAGUGACAGCAAGAAUAGAUAGAGGUUUUGACCUCAUUGACAACGAAUGGAUAGGCUACAAAAGAAACUACUUCACUCUUGUAGCCGCGUUCGAGUUCAAAAACUAUGACUUGGAUAUAGUCUGCAGACUGCUGUUCUCUACCAUAGAUGAAAGUGGAAAAACUGUGGGGAUUCGCUAUUUUGCAAUCCAGUUGAAGUCCAAAUGUUAUGAAGAGGAGACCGAAAUAGGAUUGGUACAACACACGGCAAAGCGUGAUAGGGGACCCCAGAAUCCUCCUCCAAUUUUUAACGCCAUCCCUGGAAUACUACCCAGCCAUCAAGUCAUCAAGCAAAGCUCAAACAUCCGCAAUGAAGAUAAAAUAUCCUCUUUCCAUCGAGUGUUUUACCUGGAUAUCGAGAAUAUGAAAUGCAGUGCCUCCAGUAUAUUGAAGACCUAUCCAACAGAUUUACCGGUUGCUUCAGUUUCCAGGUACGAAAGAAUCCAGUUCUCUGCAGCAAUCACUAAUAAGAAAUCAGCUAAUGCGAACGGUCGGUUCAUACUAAGGGUUGUAUUACUUGGAGUUUUGGAGAAUGGAAAAACAGAAGAGCUUGCCCACACUGAAUCCCGUCCACUUACUAUCAGAGGAAGAUCUCCAUCAAAUUACCCCAAACCGAUGAACCCCAAUAGAGACAUCAAUGCCCAUGGAACCCAACUCUCCAAAGAAGAUAAAGCACCGGGUGGAUGCGUUACCGCACUUUCAAUCUUUCAGUUCUUGCAACGAUAA